Molecule: messenger RNA, 1284 nt
Organism: Triticum turgidum subsp. durum (durum wheat)
Lineage: Eukaryota; Viridiplantae; Streptophyta; Magnoliopsida; Poales; Poaceae
Source: the annotation of a GenBank genome assembly
AUGGACCAUAUGGAAGUCAGUGUGCUACCUGAUGACCUGAUUGUGGAAAUCCUCUCCCGGCUGCCGCUGAAGUCUUUUUGCCGCUUCAAAUGUGUUUGCAAACCCUGGCUUGCCUUCUCCUUUGAUCCAAACUACCGCAAGAAGCUGCCGAAAAUCCCCACUGGUCUUUUCUGCCAGUACCAAGACUUCGAUAAGAAGGCUACCAAGCUUCUUAGCCAGCCCCGAAACGUUGAGAAAAUUGAUGGAGCACUUAGUUUCUUGCCAGACCAUCCGCAACUCGAGCUUAUGGAUUGCUGCAAUGGCCUAGUGCUCUGCAUGCGUAGGAGCAUGGAUUGGAGCAGACGUACAAUUACUUGCCACUUCAUUGUGUGCAACACGGCAACACGAGAGUGGACGAGGCUUCCUGAUACUCGUCCUUACCAAGAACAUGCUGUUUUUGAAGCUAUGUUGGCUUUCAACCCAUCAUGUUCACCACAGUUCUAUGUCUUCAACUUUAAACGGAAUACUUUUUCAUUCUUGAGUGGGCUUCAGGUAUUUUCGUCUGACCUUUCCACGUGGCUCGUAUAUGAUGCAUGGUGGAGUUCCGGGAUACACACUGUUGUUGGAUACCCACACUUAUUCAUAGAUGGUUCACUGUAUCUGUUUAGUAUGCGACACAACUCAGUGAAGAGGAUCUUGGUGUUGAACGGCUUUGAGGCAAUGAGUUCUCGCAUGCCGCCUAAUCGUCAAACUAUUAAGUUGCCCCAUGACCCUUCUGUUGAGCCUGCAAAUGGCCUUCCGGUCGGUUUGUACACCAGAGGUUACUUUGGCAAAUCUCCGGGGGCCAUGCACUAUGCAUUGCCAGCAGCAGAUGGGCUUGCAAUUCGGAUCUGGAGUCUUGAUGUUUCUGGGCCUUACAAAUGGACUGUGAAGUAUCGUCUUAGUAUGAGUGAUGCAUUUGGAAGGGAUGACCUUGCUUACUAUGGCGCUGCUCAACAGUGCUGGAAUUGCCCGUAUGAAAUUGCUGCUAUUGACUUGGAGAGGGACGUCGUGUUCCUCUUUGACUAUCAUGCGAACAAGCUUUGUUCAUACACCAUCAGCACAGGGGAGCUUCAGGAACUCGAUGACAUUGAACAAGAUCAUGAGCAUGUCUAUGAAAAAUUCUACCACUACGUGGCAUGCUACUCAAAGCUUCCAGCCUAUGUGCCUAUACCUCAGCCAUGUUUGUUGGAAGCAAAGAGGCCUGAUUGGCGGACGUGGCACUCGAAGGUGCUAGCAAUUGUUGCGAAAUCAAGCUGGAGAUGA